CUAAGGGGAGGGGUGGAUAUUUGGAAAACAGCUGUUCGGUGGACAUGUUUAUCGCGCCGCGGCUGCCCGGGGGAUGCGUACUGGUUCCUUCCCGUCGUCGUCGUCGUCGUCGACUCGCGAGAUAACGCGGCGGGAAUAAGAUGUGAUCGCGGGAUGCGGGACACGGAUCGCGACGGUCGUCACGAGAGCGCGUUCGGUGCCGCGAGAGACGUGGACGGCUACGCCACGGGUUAUGUUUUGACGGUCCGCGCGUAAAACGGGAUCAUGGCACAGUGUAAGUUAACCCCUCGGGAGUUCAUCGGCAAUGCUUUCUCCCCACAGAUCGCCGUAGUCUGCUCCACCGCGGCUGAUGCCGCCUGCCAAAAGAAUAAUCUGUCGUUCGUCGAGCUGCUUCAACCCUUUUGCAAAUUAAAUACCGAAGGUCAUUUUAAAGAUCCUCAAGGGAACACUGUAACGAUUAGGAAUCUUCGGCUUUCCAUACAAGAUAUCAAUGCGCGUCCACCGGAACCGAGUCUUGCCAAGAAAAUGUUGAACGAAGCAGUCAGUUCUACUUUGUGCGAACGCACAACCACGGUUCGCAUUGGCUUCACUGAAUUAGACGUUCCCAUUUCUGUACCAUGGUUCGAAGCAUGGAGAGAGACGUUUCUGAGCGUCCAGUUUCCAUCGGAUCAUGAGUUUACAAAGCACUUGCUUGCGUGUAUGAUAGUUGUUUCUACAACGGAGGACAGUCCGUUAGAAAAAAUUCAGAGUAUGGGAGCGCAGUUGCAUCAAAAUGUGUCGGGAAAAUUACCUAAGUGGUUCAAUAAUAACGCUCUUAGGUAUUACAUCUUGGUUCAUGAUGCUAUUCAGGAUGAUAGAAAUAAAGCGGAAAUAGUUUUUACAGAGAUGAAGACUAUUUAUGGUGCUAACAAUUGUUUUCUAUUACAAAUGAAUUCAAGACCGCCAGGUCUUUCCGACGACAAUACGCACUUGCCUGAUCCAUGGAGUCAGUUUUUGACAAGACAUUCAGAAUUGUCUGGUAACAGUGAACAAAAUAGCUCGCCUCGUACACCCGCGGAUACAGGUGGAGUAUCAGCCAUGCCAAGCGAGCUCACUAUGGAGUCUGAUAAAACAAGUCAAGCUGGGACACCGCUAAUGCCACACAAUUCUAUUGGAUUGCCAUCUUCGGAUUUGACGCAGCUAAUCUCCGGAAUUGAUACAAUUAAUUUUCCUCCCGAAUUAUCCGAAUCGACGAAUGCACAGCUAGAAGUUGGACAAGAAGCAGUCCCGGUUACAAUUCAUCCACUCAGUCCAAACGACGACAAAUUGCAAAGUUUUAUUUCCGCAACUAAUGUCAAGGGUCAAUCUGUUACUACUAGCUCACCGAUAAAUACAAAUGUCUGGGCGGAUUCUCCGAAUUACGUGGUUGCUCAACACGGUGCUCGUCUUUCCACUCAAGAUUUGGAAAGACUACGGACGUUGAUUACCGAAUUCUGCCUGCGAAGCUUGUUGCCUUAUGUAGAAAAACAGAUUGGCCUAUUGAACGAUGUGAUUUCGAACAAGAAGGGAGUCAGUAGAUCACUAUUUAGUGCUACAAGACGGUGGUUUGGUACAAAUAAGCCUGGUGUACCAGGUUCGGCGCCUUCAAAUGCUGUAAUUUACACAGCGGAAUCUCCGGAAUUGCAAUUACGACGCUUGGGUGAUUUGUGUUUCAUGUUCGGUCACUAUUCGCUCGCUUAUCAAGCGUAUCACAGCGCGAAGCGCGAUUUCGCAGCCGAUCAAGCUUGGGUGUAUUAUGCGGGAGCCCUAGAAAUGGCUGCUCUAAGCGCCUUCAUGCAAGGCGAAACAAACAGGAAGACCAUCGAGUACAUGGACGACGCGAUAUUAACUUAUACGAAUAGCUGUAAGAUGCCUCAGUUCGCGACAAGAGCGACGCUGCUCAGCGCCGAGUGUUUGAAGGGUCGGGGGUUGUGCGGAGAAGCCGCGAAGCAACUUAUACGAAUGACAAGCGAGGACUCGGAUCUACGUUCGGCCUUGCUACUCGAGCAAGCCGCUUAUUGCUUCAUCGGGCCGAAGAUGAUGCGUAAAUACGCCUUCCAUGCGGUUCUGGCUGGACACAGAUUUUCGAAGGCCGGCCAAAGGAAACACUCCCUGAGAUGUUAUCAACAGGCGUAUCAGGUAUAUUACGAAAGAGGCUGGUCUUUGGCCGAGGAUCACAUCCAUUUUACAAUCGGCAGACAGGCUGCGUCCCUGAAACAAGUUUCCGAGGCUGUGAAGGCAUUUGAAAAGUUACUUAACGCUUCUAGUAAACAACAUGCUGUGCAACAAGCCGCGUUUUUACGAGAAUUCUUACACACUCGUAACUUAUUGUUUCAGGAAAAUGGCACUAGUUAUAAAGGAUUUCCUAUUUUGCCUUUGCCGUUGAUAGAUAGCGACAAUAUUAAAGUAUUAUACGGCCCCUUGAGUAGGCAAAGUGAAAGCAAUAUUCCGGCAAGCCACGUUACGUUUAAUACCGAGGAGACGGACGACGCAAAAUGGUCGAAAAUGGAGGAAUUAUUAAUAACCGAGGCGCAGGGAUCUCCACCUAUGAUAUUUAAGCCAACAGUCGCGCUGUAUUCUAGAAUGAGUAAUAAUGCUACAAAACCGACUGCAGUUCUAGACGAGCCAGUGCAUUACUCUAUCGAACUGCAUAAUCCGUUGCACGUCCCGCUACCGUUGUCAGACGUGACCUUACUUUGGUCGUUUACUUGUAAUAAUGAGAUUAUUACGAAUGAGAUGGAAACGAGCGACGAUUCAAAUCCGGUCGUCUUGAGCGUCAUAGACGCGAUUCUCUUACAACCGACAUGUAAACAGAACAUCGUACUGUCCCUUGUACCCAAGCGAGUAGGAGAAUUGAGGGUCUUAGGUAUAAGUUACAAACUGUCCAACUCGAUACAGGGGAUAAGUGACUCACCGGUUGCGAAUUCGGCUGUAAUUAUCGCCGGUAAAAGAUUGUUUGAGAUUACACCACCGAAAUUAAAAAAUAUCAAGGAAAAAUCAAAUACGAGCUUGUACGGAAAGGAUUAUCGACUGGAAAUGAACGUGAUAGAAAGAGCACCAUUUAUGCAGAUAUUCUUCACCAAGCUGUCACCAGAAAUGUUGUGCGGUGAGGUACAGAAGGUGGAAGUCACGUUAAAAAAUAUAGGCAACGCGCCAUUGACAAGUGUAUAUAUCGCAUCUACUGAUGCCAAGCUCUUCACGUUAGAAGAUUCGGAAAUUAAUAGGAACGAAGAUUUGACGAUGAAGAAGAGUAGUAGAUCAGUCACGAAGGUAGCAUUACCAGCCUUUAUGAAUGGUGCAUUAAACGUAGGCGAAGUUUAUAAAAUGCCACUUUGGGUACAGGCCCCGUACGAGAAGGGCACUCAUAGAUUAGAUUUACUCUUUUAUUACGAGAGCGUGGAAUCGAAAACGACGUUGAAACAUCGAUUGUGCCGACACACCUGGCAAUUGACCGUGUUAGACUCGAUACAAAUCACCGCGAUCGCCUCUAGAAGUGGAUUGUUCAAGGACGACUCGCCGACGUUGAAUCUAAUAAUGUCCGUCAAGAAUACCAAUCAAGUACACGAUCCAUCCAUAAAUGAGAUUAUGCUGUCGAAAGUGUCGCUUCACAGCGCUGGAUGGUCCGCGUUUCACUCUUCCGUUCUACCGCCAAGUAUAAAGGUGCAGCCUCAAGAAGUAUUUCAUUUGAUGUUAAAGCUGAGGAAGAAGACUGAUGGCGAAUCCAUGAUUUCCGACGUGUCCUUAACCCGCGACGAUGAAGCCGACGCCGCAUCGGUCGACGAUUAUCCGUUUGUCAAUUUUGUACAGAGACGCGAUAUCCAAUCGUUGGACGUCAACGAAAAUGCGAGCGAUGCACAACAAUUUCAACCGCAGCAGAGUGUCGAGCGCAGCUCCGUAUCGGAUAUCAUGCUGUUGAAGUCUACGUUAAUCGUCAAGUGGUGUGCCAAUGUGACGGAGAGUGGGGUAGUUACUCGGAUGGCGCUCGGGCAACAUCACCUCGAGCUGGAACAUCUGAACAAGACGUACAAACACCCGAGGGAACCGCGUACCGAACGUAAUGAAUUUGGUGCGCGCUUAAAAGUCUUUGGACCGGAUCGAAACGUACCGAAUAUGAUAACCGCUCCUGUUAAAGACCUCGUGUGGGAAGCGGAAUGCUUGAAAAGCCUAAUCUCUUACUCUCUAAGUCACGAAAGGCAGAUUACGCACAGCUUUCAGCGAGGUCGAUUGUGCAUUGUUCCUGUAAUGAUAUAUAUACAGAAUCACUCAAAGAUGCGACUCGAUGUUAAAAUAAGUACGAUAGGCACUAGCAGUGAAACUCAUCUUCCAAAUAUUAAGGCCCAACUGUAUUCGCCACAGGCUUCAACGUAUUACAAGUACGCUGGGCAUUCGUCAAUUUAUUCUAACGUUGAAGCGUGUGCAAGUAACGUCGCAAAGUUACACGCCGUAUUGCCCAGCACAGGGACGUACGAUUUAGCAGCGCGAAUAGAGAUAUCCGUUAAAGAUGUAAAUAGUAAAGAGUACGUCGCUCAAAAAGGCAAAAUGGAAAGCAUAUGUAUAAUUAACGACGGCAGUACAUAGGUACAUAUUAUUGCGAUUUUUUAGAGUCAUCACCGGAUAUGAAAAUACUAUUUUUUAGUGUAAUUCGGAAUCAUUCCUUGUCUCUCUUUCUCUCUCUUUUCAGUGUAUGUACAUGUCAUAAUGUUCCAAAUUGUUACAUUAUAUUACAAUUGAUAUUUUAAUAACGCGUCAACGUAUUUUUUACCUUGCACAUUACGUUUCAGUAUCCAUCACAUUUUCUUUUUAUACUUGAAAUAACCUUUACGUACUCCGAUGAGUACAAAUAAAAAGUAUAUACAUAAAUAAAAAGUAUAUACAGGGACCAAUAACUCUGUCCACCUGGAAUAUCUCCGUUAUUUUUAGGGAUACAAAAAUUUUGUACUUAUACAAAAAUUUUGUACUUAAAAGUUGUACGAUAGAAGGCCGGUCAAGAGGGCCUAAUAUAUUACUAAUAAUUUUUUUGUAGGUGCUUGAAGGCGUUUCAGAGAUUUCAAGGUCAUCUCCAUUU
Messenger RNA from Camponotus floridanus (Florida carpenter ant), 5083 nucleotides. RefSeq names its product trafficking protein particle complex subunit 8 (gene l(3)76BDm). The coding region runs from base 265 to 4596 and encodes 1443 amino acids. The record is from RefSeq and is a predicted model, not a curated record. Gene Ontology annotation, biological process: protein localization to phagophore assembly site; endoplasmic reticulum to Golgi vesicle-mediated transport. Gene Ontology annotation, cellular component: cytoplasmic vesicle; TRAPPIII protein complex; phagophore assembly site. Lineage: Eukaryota; Metazoa; Arthropoda; Insecta; Hymenoptera; Formicidae. The transcript has 10 exons. Gene Ontology annotation, molecular function: protein binding.